AUGAACAGAGGUAAAAAACGAAAGCUAAAAAUUGACACCUGGAAGCAGACUGUAAGAAAACAUCAGAGGGAUGCAGGAGAAGCAUACAUUUCAUCGAGAAACGUACCUAAGGCUGCGUUAAGCCAGCCAGAAGAGCGUGGUCCCGAAAUUUCACUUACGGCUUGGGCCUGUGACCAUCCUGACAGUAUGGGAUAUCGUGCAAUGUGUGCAUUUUUUUUUAGGAACGUGUCUGCAAAUGUCCUCAAACCCCCAGAGGAUGUAACGCCGAUUUGCUCGUUGGAAGACAUGGUUUAUCACGACAUUUUCAAGAGCAAGUUCAAUCUGCGAUUUGGUCUACCAAGAUCUGACACAUGUUCGUAUUGUGACAAGCUGUUUAUGAAACUUUGUUCAACUGAUGACGCUAAUGAAAAGAAAAAAAUAGAAAUCGAGAGUGAGAUCCACCAUAGAAAAGCUGAAGCGGGUUAUAAAACAUUGAAAGAUGAUACCGAGACCUCUAAACUCAAUCCAAAUUAUGUUGUGUUGUGCACAGAUCUGCAACAAGUGCUUUUUUGUCCCAAUUUAACACAUUCAUCUGUAUUCUAUCAAAGGCAAUUCUCAACAUAUAACUAUGCUGUUCAUAAUAUGGGGGAGGAAAACGCAACAAUGUUACUAUGGCAUGAAGCAAUGGCACAUCGGGGAUCUACAGAGAUUGCUUCAGCACUACUAUUCUAUAUUACUAACAAGUAUAGUCGUCUCAAAGCAGGUGAAGAAAGAAGAAAACUAGUUGUAUGGUCAGACAGGUGUGUGGGCCAGAACAAUAACUGGAAAAUGCUGACAAUGCUGCGACUUCUAGUUUUAGAAAAGUUCUUUACGCAAGUCGAACAAAAAUUUCUUACGAGCGGGCAUAGCUUUUUGCCGUGUGAUAGAGACUUUUCUCUCAUAGACGACAAAAAAAAAUCUCUAAAGUAUUUGUUCCCUCACAGUGGGCUGUUGUCGCUAAGUCGAAGGUAUCCAAUCCAUUUAAAGUGA
This is a messenger RNA of Acanthoscelides obtectus, 1008 nucleotides long. Lineage: Eukaryota; Metazoa; Arthropoda; Insecta; Coleoptera; Chrysomelidae. The record is from the annotation of a GenBank genome assembly.